AUGAGCCACACAGAUCAUGGAAUCUUUCUAGAUUUCUUAUCUCUAUUCACCACAAGCACACUUCUUAGAGUUUCAGUUGGGCUUGUGACAGCAUACAUUCUUAGAGGCUUGUAUGUUGGCAGGCAUUCAAGUGCCAGAGAAAUUGCUUUGAUGGUUCUUGCAGCAUAUUUGUCCUACAUGUUGGUAGAGCUAUUUGAACUCAGUGGGAUUCUAACAGUCGUCUUUGUUGGGGUUUUGAUGUCUCACUAUUCAUGGCAUAAUGUGACUGAAAGCUCAAGAAACUUGAAAGCACAAGUUACCCCCUUCAGGAAACAGAUUGUUCAUCUGAAACCCUUAAAACAUGUUAGUCUAUUAUGA
Messenger RNA from Lactuca saligna, 357 nucleotides. Lineage: Eukaryota; Viridiplantae; Streptophyta; Magnoliopsida; Asterales; Asteraceae. The record is from the annotation of a GenBank genome assembly.